Messenger RNA from Desarmillaria tabescens, 1506 nucleotides. RefSeq lists its product as uncharacterized. The record is from RefSeq and is a predicted model, not a curated record. Bases 1 to 1506 code for a protein of 501 amino acids. The transcript has 3 exons. NCBI's taxonomy places the organism in Eukaryota, Fungi, Basidiomycota, Agaricomycetes, Agaricales, Physalacriaceae.
AUGGUCUGGGCAGAAGAACUUACACCUGAAAACAUACGCAAGAAUCCGAAGCUUUUACUUCACAAGAGUGCACCCGACAAACGUAGGUUUUUAAUCCAUCCUGGAGGUCGGCGAGACUUAGCAUUUCAAGCACGACAGUUCAACAAUGGUUUCCGUGGCGCUGUCCUACCAAAUAGCAAUUUCUUCCUCAUGUCACCGAAUUGCGGAAUGCUAUGGGAGCCACCAUUGGGGCUGAACAGAGAAGUUUACAUGCGACGCGACUACAAGUACGGCAAGGAUGAUCCUCUCUCCUGGCCACAACUUUAUUGUCCCGAAUAUCCUCAUUUUGCAUGCAUACGCACUCCACCAUGGAACAGCAGCCCUUCUGACCUUUUCUACCCACUUUUCGCUCCUGUCAAUCACUCCAUUUUUUCCCCUUGCGCUGAGUGUUCCAUCGUACCGAACAUUGGCAAACUAGCAGGCGUAUACUUGGAGAAACUCAAAGCUGCAUGCAUUGACAUCAUGAGGGCUGCACGCCGCAUCGACAGGCCGGAUUCCCUCAGGCUUCAAAUCAGACUCGACUGCAAUAUGAUUGAUCUUUUUCUUGCGCGUUUGGAUGCCCUGCCCAUGAACUUUGAGCGGGUAUGCCUCACAGUUGCAGAGACUCAAAGAGUGACAUGUCUUUUAUGUGCAUUAGUUGACUACAUCCAGAUUUACAAGCCGAGGAUGGAUGGGUUAGUUGAGAGGGACCCCAAGGUCCAUGAUCCAAUGAUAAUGGGCGCUUUUGUGGAGGAUGCAAUGAUGCUGCAACACUUUUUCUGUGCUAGGAUACUGGUUUGGACGAUGCAGCCACUGGAGGAGGCGGCAGUGUAUCGCAUCGAUGUUCUUACCGACAUCGAGACUCCCGACAGCUGGCUAGUCUUGAAUCAGCCUCGACUUAAACUGCGAUCCGUGUAUAAUGGAGCCCCGAACAAGGCCAAGUAUACAGCGAUGAACCUCUUUACAAGGGAUCAUUUGGGCUGGGCGAACCCGUUCCGUCUGCCAAGUCCGGUAAUCCUGACACGACCCAAUGCACCGCUAGCAGUGUCGACUCGAGAGGAUGUCCGGUUUUCUCCAUAUCACAAUCGAAGCAGGAGUGGAUGCAACAAAGUCCCACAAUCCCGCUACAAUGUGUCAGGUUUGACAGAUCCUAGGCAUGCAGAUCUCCCUCCGAUGGUUCCCGUAUGGCGAGAUGCCUUAUUCCAGAUUGAUGCUGAUAAGAGUCGUUGCCAUUCAUCUGCCAACGUUGUCAGAAUUAACGGUCUCUCCUUUCCCCGAGUGGAUCUAUUCACAAGCAUCGAAAAUGUCGACAAGCGUGCUGUGGGCUAUUGGCGAGGGAAGGAGUUUGGAACACUUACUGCAAAUGACAAAAAGGAGAUCCUUUGGGAAAUCUCGGAGAUGGGCUUUCGUCUGGAAGUUCAUGCUCUUGACCAGCAUGCCUCUGUGGCUAACGUCAACGAGGAAGCUCGCAAGGCUGAUAUCGGGUGA